Molecule: messenger RNA, 7113 nt
Organism: Cebus imitator (Panamanian white-faced capuchin)
Lineage: Eukaryota; Metazoa; Chordata; Mammalia; Primates; Cebidae
Gene: GPR107
Product: G protein-coupled receptor 107
Exons: 18
Coding region: 515-2173 (552 amino acids)
Biological process (GO): clathrin-dependent endocytosis
Cellular component (GO): membrane; clathrin-coated vesicle; Golgi apparatus
Molecular function (GO): clathrin heavy chain binding
Source: RefSeq, a predicted model, not a curated record
GCAACCAUUUCGCCUGAUACUUAAGUGUGAAGAGCCUGGAAAAAACCAAAGGACCCCUACGACGAGCCGGGAAUUUUCUGAUUAUUUUCCUCCGAGUCAAUGCUCGGUGAAAUCAGUUAGUCAGUGGCCGGACACCGUGCGGCUGACACAGCGUAUCCCCUGAUCCUGAGGUCAGGGGUCCCCGGAGCCCAAGGGCGUUUCCAAAGCUCUGCGAGGCGGAGGUGAGGCCCGGGCUGGUCCAGCUCGGCCACCGUUGUUAUGGCAACCGCCAAGAAAGGGGGACUUCAUGUCUUCGGGCUAAACCUAAAGUUUGCACAGCAGGGGCCAAUCGAAGGGCCCCGAGGUGGCCAGCACAGGCCCCUCAGCGACUUCCCAGGUCUCACUCUCCAGAAAAACCACCACAGGGUCAGCCGAACCAGCCGCCGCGCCCCACUCCCCAGGCCUUUCCGGCGGCUGCGCCCUUUAACCCCGGAAGUGGGCGGGAGAGGAAGAGGCUGGUGAUGUUGGAACAAACAUGGCUGCUCUGGCGCCCGUCGGCUCCUCCGGCUCCCGCCGUCCUCGGCUGGCCGCGGGCCUCCGGCUGCUCCCGAUGUUGGGGUUACUGCAGUUGCUGGCCGAGCCUGGCCUGGGCCGCGUCCAUCACCUGGCACUCAAGGACGAUGUGAGGCAUAAGGUUCAUCUGAACACCUUUGGAUUCUUCAAGCAUGGCUAUAUGGUGGUUAACGUCAGUAGCCUCUCAGUGAAUGAGCCUGAAGACAAGGGUGUGACUAUUGGAUUUAGCCUAGACCGUACAAAGAAUGAUGGCUUUUCGUCUUACCUGGAUGAAGAUGUAAAUUACUGUAUUUUAAAGAAAGAGUCUGUCUCGGUCACCCUUCUAAUCCUAGACAUCUCCAGAAGUGAGGUAACAAUAAAGUCUCCACCAGAAGCUGGUACGCAGUUACCAAAAAUCAUCUUCAGCAGGGAUGAGAAGGUCCUUGGUCAGAGCCAGGAGCCUAAUGUGAACCCUGUUUCAGCAGGCAGCCAGACCCAGAAGACACAAGACAGUGGAAAGCCUAAAAGAAGUACAGUGGAUUCAAAGGCCAUGGGAGAGAAAUCCUUUUCUGUUCAUAAUAAUGAUGGGGCAGUGUCAUUUCAGUUUUUCUUUAACAUCAGCACUGAUGACCAAGAAGGCCUUUACAGCCUUUAUUUUCAUAAAUGUCUCAGAAAUGAAUUGCCGAGUGACAAGUUUUCAUUCAGCCUUGAUAUUGACAUCACAGAGAAGAAUCCGGACAGCUACCUCUCAGCAGGAGAAAUUCCUCUCCCCAAAUUAUACAUCUCAAUGGCCUUUUUUUUCUUUCUUUCGGGGACCAUCUGGAUUCAUAUCCUUCGAAAACGACGGAAUGAUGUAUUUAAAAUCCACUGGCUGAUGGCGGCCCUUCCUUUCACCAAGUCUCUUUCCUUGGUGUUCCAUGCAAUUGACUACCACUACAUCUCCUCCCAGGGCUUCCCUAUUGAAGGCUGGGCUGUUGUGUACUACAUCACUCACCUUUUGAAAGGGGCACUACUCUUCAUCACCAUUGCUCUCAUUGGCACUGGCUGGGCCUUCAUCAAGCACAUCCUUUCCGAUAAAGACAAAAAGAUCUUCAUGAUUGUCAUCCCACUCCAGGUCCUGGCAAACGUAGCCUACAUCAUCAUAGAGUCCACCGAGGAGGGCACGACUGAAUAUGGCUUAUGGAAGGACUCUCUGUUUCUGGUUGACCUGCUGUGUUGUGGUGCCAUCCUCUUCCCAGUGGUGUGGUCAAUCAGACAUUUACAAGAAGCAUCAGCAACAGAUGGAAAGGCUGCUAUUAACUUAGCAAAGCUGAAACUUUUCAGACAUUAUUACGUCUUGAUUGUGUGUUAUAUAUACUUCACCAGGAUCAUUGCCUUUCUCCUCAAGCUUGCUGUUCCAUUCCAGUGGAAGUGGCUCUACCAGCUCCUGGAUGAAACGGCCACACUGGUCUUCUUUGUUCUAACGGGGUAUAAAUUCCGUCCAGCUUCAGAUAACCCCUACCUACAACUUUCUCAGGAAGAAGAUGACUUGGAAAUGGAGUCUGUCGUGACGACAUCUGGGGUGAUGGAAAAUAUGAAGAAAGUAAAGAAGGUGACCAACGGCUCUGUGGAGCCCCAGGGCGAGUGGGAAGGCACCGUGUGACAGAGCCAACCUCGAGGAUGGCACUGUCCAAGGAAACUUUUAUUCACAGUCCUGUUGGAGAGCGAGAGCAGCUCCUACAGUGAACUAUUGGCACCUCCGACAGUGACACCAGGGCACGUGGCUGGGAGCACAGUGCCGCGGAAACCUGACUCUGUACUCUUCUUUUAUGGAAACUGGAUCUGUGGCUGGUUAGAGGCAGCUGGAGUCCUCCUUCAGGUGGGAGUGGGAGGAGGGGCACAGAGAGGGGGAGAGGAAGAGAAAAGGAAUUACUCAUUUUAAAUUUAGGUUUCUUUUUUUCUUCUUCAUUUGGGAGCUCUAAGGUGUAUGCAGUUGUGAACCCAGGUGUGGGGCAGUGGUGAGGACGGCAGGUCGAGGGGGAAGGAAGGUGUGAGGUGUCUGUCUGAUGCUUUAGGAAAUAUCUAUAAGGACACCGGAACUUAGGAAGGAGGAAGGGGAGGGUGCCAUCGCCUCUUCAGGAGACAAACAUGAAUGAAAACAGGUGAUUUUAGAAAGCAGAGUCAAAACCCAGCUUCGGAUGUAGCACCUGCCCCAGGAUUCCUGCCCUGACAUUGCCCAGACCCUGAGAGUGACUGGGACGGCCGCUCCUGAGGCCCAGUGGCCUUCUUUCCAACAGGAAUAGGAGGCUAUGAUGUCACUGUCAGGUCAUGCCUGUGGCACAGUCCAGGUGGUGGGAGGGGGUUGAGAUGUUGCCUGAUGGAUGGAAAGAAACAUUUUUAAGCUCAAAAAGCAUUAGCCUCUGGAGUUCCCUGGACAUCCACUCCCUAACUGCCCAGAGCACCCCGUCUCGUUUCCCUUCAUGCCUGUGGCUCUGUUUUGUGUGAUCAGAAUUUGGGAGGAAAUGGAAAGGAGUUUUCCUUAAGGAGUAGCUGGGGCAGAAUAGGUCGUAUUUAAGCCGAUACUUAAGUCCAAGCAAAUCAUCCCCAUUAAAAAGCUUCUUGUGUAGGCUAGUAGGAUUUCUAAAUAGAUGAAUGCAACAGAUUUGGUCCCCAUAGUCCAAGAGUAUGUAUUUGAAGAAAGGGAGCACGAUUCAACAGUUUCACUCAGGGAUUUGGGGAUGGUGAACUAUUUCACAGAAACGCAGUGAAGUUCCUUUCCACAUUUUCAGAGCCUGGGAAUGAACGCAGAGCUGCCUAAAGUGAGCAGUAUUGCAGUUUAGAGAGAAAAGCAUUUGAAUAUUGGGACAAGCUCAGAAGGUCCUUUGUGACUAAGGGCUUAAAAGGAGACCAAAACAUGGCCCCAUCGCGGAUGCUUCUUACUGCCUGGGGGCCGGCUAGGUAGGGUUGUUUCCAGAAGCUGGAGCCCACCGCUGCCUCGGCUUGUCAGAGAGCCACACUGUAGGGGGAACUGGGACCUAUCGGGUUGAUAAUCGUGGUCUCUGGGAGUUGUUUUCUCACCUCUGGCUUAAAAGGGUCAGUGAGAAACCACAGGGUAUGAGGUGGCACUUAGGUCACAGGUUUGGGAACCUGAAAAAGUCUCCAUUUCAGAAAACGGUUGUUUUCCCUCUCCCGUGCCAUUUUCUCUUCCUGAAUGACUAGCGAGGAAGUGGGUGUUCUUUUUCUGCACUUUGGUUCUCCAUCUGGGUGCUCUGGAGGUGCGGGGCUGCCUUCUGAGGUAGGUGCUCCUGGAGGCUGCUGUGGACGAAUAGCACGCCCCUCCCCAGGCCACGGGUGCCCACCUGUCAGCAGGUAUUUGAGGGAGGCAUCCGUGUCUUCCCAACUUCAGGAGAAGAGUAAACGUGCCCUAAGUGUUCACUUCUGGACCCUUUUAAAGUUAACUCGGGACUGGAUUGUGUGACAGAGGGAGUUGGAGGAUGGGAAUCUUUUUAACACUUGGUUUUCCUGCGCAGAAACACAAUACCAGUUUUUACAGAAAUAUGUUGCAAUCUGUGCCUGCCAAAGCCCUCCUCAGUCCUUCCCUCAGAGGGACACGUUUGCUAUUUCUCCCACAAGCAGAAGUUGUUGAUGAGGUGAUAGACUCCUUGGCAAGAACGAAAGGUGUGAUGAAACCUCCCUGCUCGGAAGGGUCUCCGUGGAGGUGUCCUUAUUUCACAUGCUGGGUUUUGCCAGCAAGGAAGCCAGGGAGUGGAGGAGCCAGAGGGAGCCAGGAGUGUGUGUGGACAAGCGCUGGAGCCUCAGCCAUCAGACUGGCACGGGAAUGCCAGCAUUGGGUGUUCAGAUUCCACGCGUAUGUCUGGGCUCGCUCACAGCAUGGCGAGUGUCUGCAGUGCUAGUCCUGACCCUUCCGGAACAGCAGUGGACAGAUGAGGUAAGACUGUGUUUCAGAAACAAAGAUGGCCACAGCCUUCCUGACAAGCAGGUCACCUGGCUGUGUCUGUAUUAUAACUGGUAAAAGGCUUCCAGUCAGAUUGAUGAUCAAGCAAAGUCAAAACCCCAGGCCAGGACUGGUGAAGCAGGUGGUGGUUCCAAGCUUUUAAAGAAUUAUUUAAGCUCUCCAUCCUGUUCUGUGAAUGUAUCUUCCCUUUCUCCUUCACGUCAUAGCUGUGGCCCACCGUUCAUCUCUGUUGUUGCGUGAAGAUGACGGAUGAGUCCAAAGCCAAGUGGCUUCACCAGCUGACAAGCCACCCUCCUGCAGCCUGAGCUUCACGGUCUGCUGGCUUCAUUGCAAUGCGGUGUUUGAAUGGUUAAGGCCUUCAGUAUUUCAAGGAUUGGGCAAAAAAUGUCGGAUGCACAGAGCAGAGCCGUUGGUGGUAUUUAUAGCUUUGCUUUGUACUCCUCCUCACUGUUUCUGCCUACGCCAAAUAUCCACGUUUCCUUUGAGAAAUCUGUGUGGACUGAAAGCGCUGCUGGCUGUGAAAUUUAAUAAAGUGUGUAUGUUUUGCUAGAAAAUUAUUUCUUGGACAAUAAGAACAGUCACUGAUCUCUUAAUCCUGGCUCUUAACAGUGGCCAAGGACUCCAUCGGCCCAUUUCUUGGUCCCUCGGUGCUUUGAAAUUUAAGUGGCAGUGCAUUUCAUAAUGUUGAAUGUGACUCUGGUGAAUGGCAGGAGGCCCUUGUGAGGAGGUGCUUGCUUCAGUGUGAAAGUUCCUCCUGGCCUGAGUCCGUCUAGUUUUCUUUCAAGAAACCACUUUAGAGUAAAACAUCCAGGGCUUCCCCGCCCUGAACAUGUCCCGCCUGCCAAGGCAGCACACAGCCGCCUAAGUCCCCUUCACAUGGCUGUUAGGGUGAGAGCGCCUCCUGCAGGAUGACCUCAUCCAGCUCUGCACUCUCGUUCCACACCCUCCCUCCUUCUUCCCCCCCACUCCUCCUGCUGCUCCUGCUUCUCCUCUAUGAUCCCUCCUCCUCCACCAUCCCUCCUCUGCCCUCUUUCUCCCUGUGCCUAUCGAUCCCACAUAGGCUCGUUCUGGGCACGCAAGUGAAAGGCUUUGGUGCAUUGCGGCGCUUUCUCCCAGUGGCUGUGUGAGAGAUGCAUUUUCUAAGCCAAGGAGAAUUUUCUCAAGGGAGUGCAUACUCAUGCCAUGCAUUAUUGCUUUGGGCCAUAUAGGAUGGCCUUCCUCCACAGUAAAGCGGGCGUCCUGUUUUGAUACUUACAAGAGUCUACUCCAGGCAGCCAGUCCGUGCAGACCGAGGAGGAGCAGAAACGAUGCCUGUUGGAAUUGCAGGUGGCAUUCUGCCUUCUCCCCCAUCCUGAAGCAUUUUCUUCGAGGAAGGCUCUUAGAACAUUAGACAGUCUGCUGAGGUUGUUGGCCCAGCUCCAUACACCCAGUAAAACAGCGGAACAGUUCAUGCUUUAUGCUGCCAAGCUGCUGGAUUUCAAAGGAAGCAGAUCCUAGCCCACUCCUCCACCCCUGCUUCCACGCGCCAUACUCACCCCUCUGCUUUUCUCCGACCCACCCCUGGCCUUGUGAGACUGACCGUAAGCCAAGUCCAGGAUGCCUGUGGCCUGUGGAUUUAUUCUGCCCUUUAGGAUUCAGCAAGUUAAUGGCUCCCCCGCUGCAGAAGUUAGACUUUGACUUGAUACCUCUUGGUGUAUCAAAAAGGUAUUCAUCUGGAACUUACUAAAUGUUCUGAAAGACCCGCAUUUCACUCCAGUUCUCCCCAGGGUGUUUCUGGCAGGGCGUCUUUAAAAGGCAUCUACCUGAGCUGACGCUAGUACUUGUCACCACCUGGAAUGUAGUUAUUGGUCGGCAGGCUGAACAUACUCCAGAUUCCCCCGAGGCCGCUUCUGCAGCCCGGCAAUGCAUCUGCACCUCUCUUCAUGGUUUACGCUUGAAAAAUAGAUAAUGCUUUUAGAUGGCUCACUGCCGGGACGGGGCCCCGCACAUCUCAGGCACCGUGUAAAGGAGUGCGCUGAGAUGGCGGGGGGGUGAGUGGGCAGGGCUUGGCCCAGCCGCUUCAGGGACCUGCUGGUGUUCUGGCUGCAGGGGAUCUGCAGGUCGGCCAUGUGGGACGGCGUCCUGGCCAGAGUCAGAAAGGUCAGAAUGAAACGGAACAGCUAACUCACGCACAGGACAGCUUAUUGUGAGGCAGGGUUUUAGAUUUGGGAGGGGGCAGCCAAAGGAGAUGGGGAACCUCCAGAAGGUCAGCCUUUGGAGCAUGUAAGAUACUGUUACAGGGUCCAGAAAUCAUGUCCACACAGGGGGCUUUGACUCUUCCGACAGCUUUUGCAGAUCGUACAUUGCGUUUGCCUAGUCAUGUGACCUCAGAGAAGUCAGACACAUUUAAUCCAGAAAUAGUUUGGUGUGAGGGAGGGCUCGCAGGUCUGUACAUAGCAUUUGCUUUCCUGGCUAGAGGUUGGGACGCAGAAGCAGUUUCAGUAUUUUUUUUUUUUUAACAUUAAUGAUCACUGAGUAUUUAUGUAAACAUAUAAUGUAUAACGGGUGGGGGAUCUGAUCAGGGUGUUGUACAGGGUGAAUUCUCUUGCCGUGUUGCAAAUGUGUAAAAUAAAGAUUACCUGGCAGAA